Messenger RNA from Sphenostylis stenocarpa, 552 nucleotides. Lineage: Eukaryota; Viridiplantae; Streptophyta; Magnoliopsida; Fabales; Fabaceae. The record is from the annotation of a GenBank genome assembly.
AUGGAUCCCAACCAGCCUGUGGGUGAAAACUACGCCAAUCCCAAGACUUGCUUCUUUCAUGUCCUCUUCAAGGCUGCAGCCUUGGCAUUUUACAUCCUCUCGGCCCUCUUUAUUGAUAACUUUGUCAUCAUUUUUGUGGUGACUGUCCUUCUUGCUGCCCUUGACUUUUGGGUAGUCAAGAAUGUGAGUGGGCGAAUUUUAGUUGGUUUGAGGUGGUGGAAUGAAAUUGACGAUCUGGGUGAGAGUGUUUGGAAAUUUGAGUGUCUUGACCAUGAGUCAUUGGCUCGGAUGAACAAGAAAGAUUCUUGGCUUUUCUGGUGGACCCUGUACCUCACGGCUGUUGCAUGGAUUUUGCUCGCAAUAUUCUCACUCAUAAGGCUUCAAGCUGAUUAUCUGCUUGUUGUUGGAGUUUGUGUGACCCUCAGCAUUGCAAAUAUUGUUGGUUUUACCAAAUGCAAAAAAGAUGCCAAGAAGCAGAUUCAACAAUUUGCCUCUCAGACAAUUGCUUCUCAGUUCUCAUCUACCCUACAGUCAGCAUUCAGUGUCGUCUGA